This is a messenger RNA of Ceraceosorus bombacis, 2105 nucleotides long. Lineage: Eukaryota; Fungi; Basidiomycota; Exobasidiomycetes; Ceraceosorales; Ceraceosoraceae. The record is from the annotation of a GenBank genome assembly.
AUGGAACGACGGGCUGAGCAGCCAAGGCAGCAAAGAGGCAGACUGCUCAGCUUCUUUGUAGGGGCAUGCAAGUACUGUGAGUGCUCGCCUGCGCUCUUACGCGUCUGUCGUGGGGGAUGGCGGCGGGUCGAAUAGAGGGAGGCAAACCUCACAGGCAAAGACGAUGUCAACACGAGACUUGGCAAAAAAAGUGAUUUCGGUAUGGACCUCCACGUGCGGUCGCAGCCUCCCUGAUGUAUUUAGAGUGGGGUUGUGUAGCUGACGUUGUCCCGACUACCUUUGCUCCACAGCCCUACUAAUGCCCCUCAUCGCCGCCGCUCGGGUCACCGAGCUUGCGUGCAGCGUGAGGACACCUUCAUGCAGCUUCACGCAGGUCCCGCAUCCACUCGAUAGUUCUCGUCAUCCAGUGCGAGAUUGACUACUGCGCUCCAGCCGACUCGAACCCAGGUCCAGAUGGCGAUGCUGGCUCAACCGGAAUACACCGGCUAAACACGUUCUCACCACUGGGCCAAUCGACCGAAAUCAGAGCCUAGGUGUUGCUUGAUGCUCAUAAGGGAUGCCCUCCGCAUCGUCACUACACUGUGCGCUGUCUUCUUCGUGCUCGAGAAUACAGCUCAAAGACCCCUCAAGAAAAAGUCAGUCAAAAUGGACUCUGCGGUAAAGUCGAGUAUGCGGCCUGCUGUUGCCUUUCACGAUUGGUCCGUAUCGAGCUGCCUGGCGACGGCACCGCAGCUUGCGAUUUGGAUCAUCAUCACUCGACUCGUGCUGCUCAGAGUGCACUCCCUCCACUGACAGCGACAGUAGCUGCACGCCAUCAAAAGAUUUGAAGCGCGUACCUGAUGAGUCAUUUGGCAAAGAUGGAGUAAGUACCAAAUCAGCACCUCGACCCUUUCCAAAUGCGCCCGGCGUAUCCUCAUUGAUUCGCUUUGACGUAUCUUGACGGGGCGACACCCUGGCAUGCCUCAGCUGGAGGCAGAUUUCAUGCCAGGGAAUGCGGCGCAAACUGGCACUGUCAGCACAACGUUGCAAUCAUCAAGCGCGGCAGUGGGAUGGGAGGGCAGGACGCGCGCAUACACGCAGACAUUCACGUGUUUGUUGAUCGAGCUCACUCAAGACUCACAACUGUCCUACUACUACACGCGUUUGGUCGUGCAAAGCCUGCGCAGAUGCAUAUGGUUCGGCCGUUGCGCUCCCUUGCAUACCAAUUCUGACGACUUCGACUGAUUCGGCAGCAUCGCUCUGCCCAACGAACAGGGCUUAAGCUGAGGUUUCUGCCAGCCUCUUCACGCCAGACGCCUGAUGCCUAAUUGCAGGAUUACGGCAUGAAACAAGCUUCUCUGUGUUGCGAACGCAUCUCUCCUUGCUGUUCAAAUGGGUCGUACUUACCACCGGUGCCCCCAACCUCUCCGUCCUCUCCUUUUCGACACCUAUCUCAAAGAAUCCUCGAAUGCAACGUCCUCAAGGCACGAUGGAUCAAGACAAGAUACAGGACACCAUGAUAUCAUGGCUUUUCAACUUGGACUUCGCCGCUUCGCUGGAUUCAAAAUCGGAAAGCGCCUUUCUCUACGCAGGUAUCGAAUCAGCACAACAGCUAAACGAAACCUGGCCGGACGCAGCACCUUCGCCAAUCAAAUCCCUCUACUUUGCAGAACUGGUGUGUAGAAACGGCGGUUUUCCAGACAGAUUCUAGAGAUUCUUUUGAGGUGCAUUGAUUGCUGAACUUUUUGGGGUCUUGGUUGCAUUGUGAACAGAUCUACCGCAUUUACCAUACCCAUGACGAUACGCCUUCUCGCCAUUGCAGCAUCCUCGACAUCCAGUGCAAUUUACUCUUGAAUCACGCUUUUGCGAGCCAGCAGGGCGAGGUAACUGCCUCUAUGAGCCAUACUUCAGCUGCCGCUGAUGGCAUAGACCCGGCUUCUAUUCAACAGCAGAAAAAGGCCCGGGUUUGGGGGGAGCAGGAGGCAGCUGGCAAUGACGAAUCGAGCCACGAGGCAGCACGCCACGAAGAGGGACGCGCCAUAGAGGGUCAGAAUGAGGCGGAAGGCAAUGACUACUCCGCCAGACGUCCAAGGCGCAGUCAACGCUUGGCAGCGCGACAAGUUUAG